This is a messenger RNA of Apaloderma vittatum (bar-tailed trogon), 2904 nucleotides long. Its product is annotated as rho guanine nucleotide exchange factor 5-like. Lineage: Eukaryota; Metazoa; Chordata; Aves; Trogoniformes; Trogonidae. Gene Ontology annotation, cellular component: nucleus; cytoplasm. Gene Ontology annotation, biological process: activation of GTPase activity; intracellular signal transduction. Gene Ontology annotation, molecular function: protein binding; guanyl-nucleotide exchange factor activity. The record is from RefSeq and is a predicted model, not a curated record.
AUGCAAGGAGAAGAAAUGGGAGCAAAUGUGGAUCAUGAAGCACAACAAAUGCCUUUGCUUGAUCAGUCUGACUGCAGUUUAAACCAAAAGGAGCCUGGAUCCAGGAUCUCGAGUGUCCUGAGCACCUUAACUUGGCCCUCUGAAGAAGAUACGGUCCUUGCCAUGAACCAGCAAGAACAACCUCUGUCCCCUGUGUCCCACUCAAGCCUACCUCUGGAAUCUGAGCCUGAUGCCAAACUGCUUCCACAUCCUCCUUCCCAUGUCCAAAGCCCCAGGCAAGCUCAGGCCCCUGCACUUAAUGCAAAUCACCUUGCUCAACCUCCAGCCCUUGAAGGUUACCAGCCACUGGCUCCUGUACCCUGCUCCAGACCACAUCUCAACUGUGGUAUGGACGAUAAGAAGUUACUGGCCGUUCACCCUACUGUGAGCCAUCCUCUCCGGACUGCCACCUCUGUGUCUGAUUCUAACACUGUGGCCUCUGCUUCUGAUAGAGAAGAUGGAGCAGAGAAAGGUAACCUUGUGGCAGUAACUAGAGAGUGGGAUCUUGGUGACUCAGGUACCCAUGAUACAGAGACUUCUGAUGAUUCAGGGGUCAGUUUGUUGGCCAAAAGCUUUUCUGCUGUUGGAACUGAAGCGUUCACUGGCUGCUCUGACACCAGCCGUGAAACAGUGGACCAGCACAUGGAUAUACAGUGUGGAAAAUCUCCACCUGACCACUCUUCUUGGCCUUCACUGGAAAGUCUGAUAACAUCCACAGACUCCACGAGCAGAGACUCUGCACAGCCCCUUCCAAUGCUAGCAUUCACCAAUCCAAUCCACUUCCUCCAGCUCAGCCCUCCAUCACCACCAACCACCAGAAAGACCUACCAAGAGCAGGAGUUCUCAGGGGAGCUGCAAUGGGACCAACAAGCAGGCAUCUUUGAUGUGGACAUAAAGAACUCCCAAGCUCCAUUGGUAGUCACAGAGAAAACACAAGAUGAGAGGAGGGCCAAGCAAAGGCUGGAAGAAGGAGGAGAACACCACUUGGUAGCUCAGCCAAAGGAGAACAUUCCCAGACAUUCACCCUUGGAAAAAUCAUCGAGUUGGCCUGACAAAAAAGCGAUCAGGGUAGUUGCACAGGAGCCAGGAGCCAAUCAAGAAAACCCAAUUAAACGACGAGUAAAAAGCAAGGACUGGCACCGUCAGGGCCUGAAAAGGACAUCAGUACCACCAGACAUCUUGCAGGAAAUUCCUUCUGUUCCUUCAGAGGAAGAAGCACACAAGGCACACAGGGAACCACCAGUCAGUUCAGAAACAGUUAUAUUGCGAGAGAAGAAACCUGCAGAUGCAAUGGAGAAUUUCAAACGCCGGCACUCCAAACUAAUCAACUCCUCAAGAUUGUUGUAUCAGGAGUACAGUGAUGUGGUUCUGAACAAGGCCAUUCAAAGCCAGAAGAGAGUGGAUUCUUUCGCAGAGGAUAUAGAGUCAAGUUUCCCAAGCUCCCCAAGGCUGCGGAGGAAAGUGCUAUCUCCCCAGGACUCAUAUUUGCAACGUCUGUCAGUCUCAUCCAAUGCAUCCCUCUGGCAGGACAUCCCCAUGGUACGGGGCAGCAGAAUGCUGCUCAAUAUGUCCCGUGAUGAGCAGAAGCUGCAAGAGGCCAAGUUUGAGUUGAUAAUGUCUGAGGCUUCAUACCUGCGCAGUUUAAAUGUGGCAGUGGAUCACUUCCAGCGAUCAGCAGAGCUCCAGGCAAUGCUCACCAAUCAAGAGCGUCAGUGGCUUUUCUCCCGCCUUCAUGAUGUACGUGAUGUCAGCGCCAGUUUCCUCUUUGACUUGGAGGAGAAAUUUGAGGAGGACAUGUUCACCUUCCAUGUGUGUGAUGUGGCUCUGAAACAUGCCCCUGAGUUCCGCAGGGUGUAUCUACCAUAUGUAACAAACCAGACGUAUCAGGAGCAAACUUUCCAGCGGUUACUAAAUGGAAAUGCAGGGUUCCAGCAAGUCCUGGAGAGACUGGAAAGUGAUCCAGUGUGCCAGCGCCUCUCACUGAAAUCCUUCCUCAUCCUCCCUUUCCAGCGCAUCACUCGACUCAAACUCCUCCUACAGAAUAUCCUGAAGAGAACUCGGCCUGGGUCUGAGGAGGAAGUGCAAGCAACACAGGCCUAUGAUGCACUUGAAAAGCUCAUCAAGGACUGCAAUGAAAAUGUCCAGCGCAUGAAGAGCACUGAAGAGCUGAUCUACCUCAGCCAGAAGAUUGAGUUUGAGUGCAAGAUAUUCCCACUCAUCUCACAGUCAAGGCGACUGGUGAAGUGUGGUGAGUUGACAGCACUGGACUACAGUACUCUGAGUCCAAAAUGGAAAGUCACCACCCGUCCCAUCUACCUACAUCUUUUCACUGACUGUCUGCUCCUGUCUCGGCCAAAGGAGGGUGGACGUUUUGUUGUGUUUGAUCAUGCUGCUUUCUCAGAUGUGCGUGGGGAGAAGUGCGAGAUGAAACUGCAUGGAACAAACAAAAAUGUUUUUCGUCUCUUUCUACUUCAGAAUUACCAGGUGUUUCGUACAGAGACACACAGUGAGAAGCUGAGGUGGAUCUCUGCUUUGGCCCCUCCCCGAGGAGAACUGGACCUCCUGGAAUGCCCUGAUGCACCACAGGUUCAAUGCAUAAAGACUUACAAGGCUCGGGAGAACGAUGAGCUGGCUUUGGAGAAAGCAGAUAUCAUCAUGGUUAUGCAGUACAGCAAUGAUGGGUGGAUGGAAGGAGUAAAACUUUCAGACCGGGAGAGAGGCUGGUUCCCCUCAGAACACGUGGAACUCAUCUCCAGCAAACAUGCGCGGCAGAAGAACCUGAAGGAGGAAGAACGUGUGAAGAAUGCCAAGCAGCAGGUCUUCUGCAAAAAAUAAGACUCCGUUUGGAGCUGUACAGUCUCCUUG